This is a messenger RNA of Argentina anserina (silverweed cinquefoil), 1003 nucleotides long. Its product is annotated as truncated transcription factor CAULIFLOWER A-like. NCBI's taxonomy places the organism in Eukaryota, Viridiplantae, Streptophyta, Magnoliopsida, Rosales, Rosaceae. Gene Ontology annotation, biological process: positive regulation of transcription by RNA polymerase II. Gene Ontology annotation, cellular component: nucleus. The coding region runs from base 222 to 935 and encodes 237 amino acids. The record is from RefSeq and is a predicted model, not a curated record. Gene Ontology annotation, molecular function: RNA polymerase II cis-regulatory region sequence-specific DNA binding; protein dimerization activity; DNA-binding transcription factor activity, RNA polymerase II-specific. The transcript has 8 exons.
CAUACAUACAUUCUGUACAUGACUUUUUUCCACAGACAAACGACUCAGAUAUGGCUAAGCUAGAAGAAGAAACGACCCAUUAAAUUUUCCUCACUCCUUUUUGCUUAAAUUUCCAGUUUCGGGUUGUCUUUCUUUUUUCUGGGGCUUGACUCUGUUUGGGUAUAGAUCAGAAAUAUCGAAAGUUUCUGAUUCAGGAAGAAGCUAGGUCGGUAGCUUUUAAUAUGGGAAGGGGUAGGGUUCAGCUGAAGAGGAUAGAGAACAAGAUCAACAGGCAGGUCACUUUUUCGAAACGAAGAACUGGGUUGCUGAAGAAGGCGCAUGAGAUCUCUGUCUUGUGCGAUGCUCAGGUUGCUUUGAUUGUCUUCUCUAACAAAGGGAAGCUCUUUGAAUACGCAACUGAUUCAUGCAUGGAGAAUAUACUUGAACGCUAUGAGAGGUACUCGUAUGCGGAGAGACAGCUAGUCGAACCUGAUUUUGAAUCACAGGGUAACUGGACCUUUGAACACGCUAGGCUGAAGGUGAAGGUUGAGCUUCUGCAAAGAAACCUUAGGCACUAUUUGGGUGAAGAUCUGGAUUCAUUGAGUCUCAAAGAGAUUCAAAGUUUGGAGCAACAGCUAGACACUGCUCUUAAGCAAAUUCGAUCAAGAAAAAACCAACUCAUGCAUGAGUCAAUCUCUGAGCUUCAGAGAAAGGAGAAGGCAAUGCAGGAGCAAAACAACCUGCUUUCAAAGAAGAUUAAGGAGAAAGAGAAGAAUGCAGCGGAAGCUCGAGAGGUUCAUAAUCGGGAGCAGCAGCAGCAACAACAAAACCAUGGCCUUAACCUGCUAGCAACGGCUCCACUUCCAUGUUUGAACAUGGGGGGCACUCAGCAAAAUGAUCAGUUUCUUCAAGUGAGGAGGAACCAGCUUGACCUUACUCUGGAGCCAUCUUUGUAAUCAUGCCACCUUGGAUGCUUUGCUUUAUGAGUAUCAUCACCAAGUAAUGUUUUUAAUUGCUAAGUGCA